ACUGAGGAAGCUGUGACGUCGGAUGAUUUUGUGACGCUUGAGCGAUCAAUUGUUGAGUCUGUUGUGAAAAGGGAAACAUUGAAUGUAAAAGAAGUGGAUCUGUUCAAAGCUGUUGAUCGCUGGGCCACUAAAGAAGUGGAAAGGCAAGGGUUGACUCCUGAUGGCGAGGUCAAAAGGAGAGUUCUUGGAGAGGAAAUUGUGAAAGCAAUACGGUUUCCACUGAUGUCUUACAACGAGUUUGCUACUGUUAUCUGGGACUGUGAUAUCCUGACUAAAAGAGAAGUUGGUGCCAUGAUAAAACACUAUGGCGAUGCCAGUUUUAAGUGUCCUUUCAUCCAUUACCCCAGAUCUGGUAGGAUCGUACAUCGGUGUUACAGAUUUGCAUCGUUACAGUGUGCUUCUUGGGGCUACGGUGAAAGCGCCGACGCUUUUGGAGUAACUGUCAGCAAACCCAUCAAGUUACAUGGUGUACACCAUUUUGGCACUCAAGAUUGUUGUUACACAGUGUCACUAGAAGUAAAAGAUGCACUAAGUGGCCUCUCUCUUGUAAAACAAACAGGAACACACUUCGCUAUUAAAAAGAAAGAAGAGACAAACGGCUGUUACGUAUUUGAUGUCAUGUUUAAUCACCCGGUUCACCUUGAGCAAGAUAAACGAUAUGAAGUUGUAUCCCUUGUGAGGGGCGGUUCAUUUCGGUGGAGUGGUAGACCUGUAACAAAUCAUGUUGAGGUUCAAGGAGUGCAGUUUUCUUUCAGUCAGCCAGAUGUGGAUUGUGUCCAGUUUCCUGCACUUCUUUUUAGCUUACGGUAGAGUGAAAUUCUUCAAUGAGACUGUAAACUUCCUGCAUCGGUACAGGAAGUUCAAAGAUUUAUCUUAUCAUUGCUUGGAUAAGUCCCACGCUCCUAUUGUCAAUAAUACGACAACGUGUGAUAAGCCCGUGGGAAUGUUAGCAGCUCAGGGGACAACAUGAGUGAAACAAAAAUUGGACCUCGGUUGGCCCAAGUGUACCUUUACGAUUUUGUAUUAAAAGUUUAUUAGUCAAUUAGUCGUUAGUUUUUCCUAACACACCAGAGUGUUGUUAAAUUUGAAUUUUUGGGGAAGUUAGUUAUACUACUUUACAGACGGGUGGACCUGUAUGCCAAAGUAAUCAGUUUUUCUCUAUAUAAAUAUGGAAGGAUAUAUAAUGAUGUAUAUAUCUUGAAGAUGUUUAUACAAACUCCUUUCAUGUGUCAUUUUUUUUACUUCAAGAUAGCUGGUGAAUAACAAUAGAGUGAAUGUAAGAACCCUUUAGACCUCUAGGCCUUGUCCACACUAAUGCGUUUUCAAAAGUAUGCUAUUUCGUUGUCAUCGCAAACGCAUCGAUCGAUUCGUGUCCACACUAUCGUUUUGAUGCGUUUUCGAAUGUCCACACGUGUGAAAACGAUAGAAUUGCACGUCGUGAAAUAAGUUGAACUCUAUGCGCAUGCAACAAAUUAGUAUUAGUGUAGAGUCUGUGUUGCAGAAGUUUCUGUCAACUUCAGUUCAUAUCAGAGUAACAACUUUCGCCAGUUGUAGCUGGCAAGCAAAUUGAAGCAAUUUCAUACAACCCGCGGUAAUCUCGAGUACACGCAUGCGUGUUGCUGCUGAUUGGCUGAGAAAAUGGCGCGAGAUUAUUAGCCAAUAAGAGGCCAAGCAAUGGAAAACUAUAGUGAUCGUGAUGUAAAAUUACCGUGUGACUGACCAGGGUGAUAACUGGCUUUUUUCACCUCUCAAGAUUUACGGUUGUACCUUCAUUAAACGGCCACCCUCAUUUAAGUGGCCAGUACACGUAGUCAAAGUCCCGAAAUAGCUGUAGAAAAGAAUGGGGUAUUAAACCUCUAUUAAGCGACCGCGGCCACCUUUUGGUUUUCCCAACGAGAGUUCUCCAAUUGUUUUCACCUCUAUUAAGCGGCCAUCAAGCGUUUGAUACAGUCCGAGAUAGACGGUGACUAGCGAUUGUGGACCAGUAUGCUACUCCCGUCGCGCGUUUAAUUAAAAAUCAAGUGAUGUUUCUGGUAAAAAUUAUGCUCAUUUCUGACAAACCUCUAUUGAACAGCAAACAUUCAUUAAGCGGCCACUUGCCGGUACCCCGAGGGUUGCCGCUUAAUGUAGGCUCAACUGUAUUUAAUUGACAAUAUUUGAAAACCAAUGUAAUGGCUUCGUUCAGACUGUUCGUGAUCCUUUAGAGUGUAUACCUUACAGUGUGUCAUUUGAGUAUGACAAUGAACCAUUGCCCAAAAAGCAGUGUCAGCUUUUGAAGUAUUUACUAUGGUAAAUUUAAGUUUUUUUCCCAGUAUUUUGGCACAUCGUUGUUUCAGCUGUCAUAGCCUCGUUAUUUGUUACAAAGCUAUUAAGUCUUGGCAGAGAGGAAAUAUUUCGCGUGGAGUCAUUUUAUUAGACGUUUUUCUCUUCUGAUUCUCUCUGUUACAUGAAUGGUCGUGAAAUAAAAUAACCCGUGGUUCCAACUGACAGCAAAAGUCUCAUCUUGUUGGAUUCUGAUUCCUUAGCCGUAGCCUACGUGGCAACAUGCGUUUGAAGGGGAGUGGACUGGAAGGGCAUUGCGAACACAGGCUUACUUCCCUAUUCGCGCAUGCGGGUUGUUUUGGGAAGCCACGUUCAACGGUCAGCAUCAAAGUUAAUGAUUGCAAUUCUUUUCUAUGGAGUUGGAAUAAAAGACUUACGAGUAGAAAAAAACUGGAUAUUGAUAUCUUCCAUUUUCGGUUUUUAAUUUCCUGCCAGGAGCCGGUUUGAAUUUUAUGACGUCAUUGGCUUGCAGCGUUUUGUGCAUGUGAACGGCAGAUAGCGGGAACCAACUGAGGACUUGAAAACUGAAAAUGUGUUGGGUGGUGGAUUCCCAUAUGAAACGGGUGGGGAGCUCAUUGUGUCAUCAAGGAGCGGAUUACUUCUGGCGUCAUUUAGCUAGAGUGUUCAGGAUGGAACGCUCAGAAAUGUGCGUGAAGAAAUAACAAACAAAACUGAGCAGAAAAAAAGAACGAUGGAGCAAUGACAACGUCGUUUAUUAUAACUCUUAUUUUUGGCUUUAAAAUCGACAGCCUAAUAAGAGAUACAGUAAUUUCGAUUGCAGUAACGACGUUCGUAAACGCUUUUUUGCUCCAUCUUUAUUUCUUCUUGAAAAUGUUGCUACGGCCAUAUUGGUCUCUUUUAGGGGUUUAAUUCAAGCUUUCUGAUCAGAAUCCCUGCCCCUUUCACAUCGGAAUCAACCCUUCCCUCUCUUCUCCGGGAUGACGGUACGAUAUGAUAUGCGAGGAGAGAAGAACAUAAAAAAAAAUUCUUUCUUAAAAGAUAAUCUGCAUGGUUACUUUUUGUAUGUUCAAACCUGCGCGGACUGGGUUCUAGGUCGAGUCUAAUCCCAAACGUUCUGUUCUGUGAAGGAAAAGGUUUGAAGUUGUUGUGUUGUCUGGUCUUCCUCGAGGAAAUUAAAAGAGUUUCGAUGGCUACUUUUGAUGACAACUGGCAGACAAAACGUCCCACUAUAAGCGGGAGAACUAAAUUCAUUUUCAAUAAUGAAUUACUAAGCGAUGUCAAGUUCGUAGCUCCUGCGUCAAAUUGCGAAAGUGAAAGCCGGAAAAGUCAGAAGAGCAUUCCAGCCCAUAAGUUUGUGCUCGCAAUCAGCAGUCCUGUGUUCUAUGCUAUGUUUUAUGGUGAAAUGGCGGAGACUGCAAGCACUAUUGAACUGCCUGACUGUGAUUAUGAGAGUCUGUUGGAGCUGUUUCGUUACUUGUACAGCGAUGAAGUGAACCUAACCGGAAGUAAUGUCAUGCAGGUUCUCUACUUGGCAAAGAAAUACCUGGUACCCUCACUCGCUGAAAGAUGUACUGAAUAUCUUCGGGAACAUCUAGAAGCGUCGAAUGUGUUUUCCAUUUUGCCGCAUGCUCAGAAAUUUGGGUAUAAAGAUUUGGAAGAACGAUGCUGGAACGUAAUUGAAUGCCACACUGAGGAAGCUACGACGUCGGAUGAUUUUGUGACGCUUGAGCGAUCAAUUGUUGAGUCUGUCGUGAAGAGGGAAAGAUUGAAUGUAAAAGAAGUGGAUCUGCUCAAAGCUAUUGAUCGCUGGGCCAGUAAAGAAGUGGAAAGGCAAGGGUUGACUCCUGAUGGCGAGGUCAAAAGAAAAAUUCUUGGAGAGGAAAUUGUGAAGUCAGUGCGGUUUCCUUUGAUGUCGCAGAAGGAGUUUGCUUCAGUUGUUUUUGAUCUUGAUAUCCUUACUAAAAAGGAGACUGGUCUCAUGUUUAAACACUACAGUGAUGUCCACGUUAAGUCUCCUUUACCUUUUAUGGCUUCCCCUAGGAUUUGGCCCUUCCAUCGAUGUUACAGAUUUGUAGAAGUAAAUCCCCCACGAGUCAGGUCCGCUCCCUGGGUCCACAAUUGCACAACUCCUUAUACCCUUAAACUUACAGUCAACAAACCUGUCAUGUUAUAUGGAGUACAGCAUUUUGGCAGUGAAGGUGGCCAGUAUACAGUUUCAUUGAAAGUGAAAGAUACCAGAAGUGGCUGUUAUCUUGUACAACAAUCAGGAUCGCACUCCUCAGUAAAAGAUGAGAAACACGCUUUUUAUGGAUUUGAUGUCAUGUUCGAUUGCCCAGUUUCCCUUGAGCAAGACAGAGUUUAUGAGAUUGUAUCUAUUUCUAAGGGUCCUGUGUCAUGGUAUGGAGAAGAAAGAGAGGAAUCUGAUGAUUUUCAGGGAAUUCGUUUUUCAUUUGAUUUUACAGGUACUGGUUCAUCUAGAGGCGUAAUAUCUGCAUUUCUCUUAAGCCCAAGGUAAUUUUAGUUCAAGGUUACUGAUUUUUUCAUUAUUUGGUGCUACUCCUUUCAAAGGGAAAAAGCUGAAUUUUAGUUAAGCCUGUGAAUCGAAUUUUAGAAUCAAGAGAGGAGAAGUGAGAUUUACCUCUUUGAUCCUGAAUGAAACCCACGCAGAAGGCCUGUUCACUGGCUAUUUUUAUUAAGCUUUCAAAUCAAAAUAUUCUGAAGAGUUCAUUGGAACGAUUUUAAAGUUACGAGAAGUAAUAAUUACGUCGGAAAAGUUACACUUCUGCUAUUGCUGUCGAAACAACCCGAAUCAAACUUGCUGAAACCGCAAGUAGCCCAAGCUCACUAUUAGAGCCGGGAGUUCAAUGCCUUGUCAAGACUUAACAAAAAUCUCUAACAAAAAUCUAAUAGAUAUCUAGAAAAAUUUUUCUCGUUUCGCAAGUUUUAGUGCUAGCCACCCCGGAAAACACUUAUUAUGUUGUUAGUUUUAUUGUGACUGUUACUGUGGUAAAUACUGAAAAUUUCAUACAGAGUUCAGUGCCUAAUAAAGGUGUACACUUUUUAGCAAGCACAUUUGAGCUCCUAGGUGUUACGUGGUGAAAUAAAUUUGAUUGAUUGAUUGAUUGAUUGUAGGGUUCUGUCCAAAAUAAUUAAUUAGCUAAGAAACAGUGUAUAAAUGCACGAAUAUCAACAGAUGAUGUGACAUUGUUAUUCUACUCUGAUUCAUACGCGACUCUGAAAGUGAAAAAUCAAACAUCGCAGAGGGGUUGCGUUUCAAGGCAAAAAGGGGGAGACAAGUGGGGGGGGGGGGGGGGGGGGGCUUUCUCAAUAGUCAGUUACUUGUUUCCUAUGGAUGUUAUGGAUAGUUAUUUGUGACCAACCAGAGUGAAACAAUGGUAUCACGAAGAACAAAGGGAACAAAUCUUCCCGUUUGUAACAGCGCCUUGAAUUUUCAGCACAUCGCUGAAGCCUUAGAGCAACUUUACUUGACCCGUGAAACAGUUAAUAACAACUAGUACAAAAUAGCUACAAAAAAAUAAACAAAAGAAGACAACAGAAUUAGUGCAUAAUAGUGUGUAGUAUUCUACGACUUAUUUCACGGGUUAAGUAAAGUCACUCUAAGACCCAAAAAUGUGUUCAUUAUAACAGUCUUCGGGAUACCAUCAAGUGUUAAAUUCAUCAGUCGUGAGCUACUAUCAAUGAAUUCUAUGAUUUCAGCACAAACAAUUACAUGCCAUCUAUCAUACUAAAGGAUUUCAAGUAAUUAUAGAGCGAAUGCAUCCUACGGAAACGACUUUAGUGGUCUUGUUCUCACAUUCCUUGAGGUUGACAGAUAUGGGGGGGGGGGGGUACUCCCUUAUAUAAGCCAUAUAGGUAUGUGUGGUUUUUGGUCUGAAAACACUUAUACACUGUACCCAUUUUAGUCUGGAAUCGGGUAUCGUUUUCGAGGGAACUACGGGAUUGUAUGAACGUAGUUAUUGUUUCAAUUCCAAAUGAAUAAGAAUGCGAAUUCGAAAUGCAUUUGAAGAAUUGUUUUGUUUGCAGUCUAAUCUAAGUUAUGAUGACAUAAUUUCUGCCUAAAGGCCAGGUCUGAAAACGGGUAUGGAUUUUAGAAGUCUGGUCUGAAAACGGGUGUGGAAAAAGACAUUUUUUGGUCUGAAAUAGGGUCAGGAUUUGGAGAACCGAACGGUACACCCCCCGAAGAAUUCCCAGGAGUACCCCCUGAGACUGAUGAAGGAUAAUUUUAAUUAAUCACAAGAGUAUCUUGGAUAAUUAAUAGAUGUGCUCUACUAGUGCAAGUAUUAAAGUAGCACGCUCAUUAUUUUGUUCUUUAUAGGGCUUUUCAUUACGUUUCCACCUUGCCUGAGAGUUGGAAUUUCUGUAUUUAGUUACGAUAUUAAUGACUGAUUGUUACAAUCGUACACAAAUGCAAUUGUCUUUCAGUAUUCCCUUCUUUUGGGUGGUGGAGAUAUAUAUCAAUUUCUGCCGUAUUUUGAGAAAUGUUCUGUCAACUUCGAUUCAUUCAAGAGUAACAACUUUCGCCAGUUGUAACUAACAAUGAAUUUGAAGCAGUUUCACACUAUCCGGUGUAAUCUCGAGAAAACACAUGCGCGUUGCUUCUGAUUAGCUGAGAGAAUAUUAGCCAGUAACAGGCGUAGCAAUGCAAAACUUAAGUGAUCGUGUAAUUAUUUUACUUCUAAUGAAAACUGCCCUGUGAUUUAUUAGCAGUAUUGAGAGUAUUCGAAAACCAAUGUAAUCAUUUCGUUCAGAUUUCGUGAUACUGUCAUUACUGUGUUCAAAGAGUGUCAUACUUAGUUAACACUAUUUUCUUGUUCUAUAUUUAUUGUCCCUUUGUCUUGAAAACAUUUGAUGUCUUUGAAUGUCUUGUUUUCACAUAAACUAAAAAAGACACUUGUUCUUACACACGGCAUAUAAGAAUUUGUUUAAUGAAAAUUGCUUGAGUAUGAUAAUGAACCAGUUCAAAUACAAACAGCGUCAGUCUUUUAAUUCUUUUACCAUGGAAAAUUUAAGUUUUUAGCCAGUAUUUUGACAGACUUGGCUACUUAUUGAGUCUGUUCUCAUAAUCUUGUUAUUUGUUACAAAGCUCUCUUGCCAGAGAAAAAAUAUUUCGCAUGGAGCCGUUUAAUUAAGCUUUUUUCUCUCCUGAUUCUCUCCGUUACAUGAAUAGUCGCGAAAUAAAAUGACCCGUGGUUCCGACUUACAGCACAAGUCCCAUCUUGCUGGAUUCUGAUUCCCUAGUAGCCUAUGCAACAUGCGUUCAGGGCUGUCGCCAACUUUUUGACUACUUGUAGGCCUGGCUGACUUUCAUUUCCACAUAUCCUGAAAAUUGCACGCGCGACUAGACCUGAAUAGUACGCACUGACCUCACCAACACUUUGAGCUCUUAAGCUUUUUAGCUCACCCCAACAACGCAUAAUUUAUUACAAGCGGUAGACUGAUCAAACCAAAAAUCUGUAGACCCAGGCCUACAGGUCUUUGGGCUGGCUACCCCCUGGCGUUUGAAGGGGAAUGGACUGGAAAAGCAACAUGAACACAGGCUCACUUCCCUGUUCGUGCGUGCAGGUUGUUUUGUGAGGCCACGUUCAACUGUCAGCAUCAAAGUUAAAUUCCAGUUUUUUGUAUCGAGUUGGAAUAAAAGACUCACGAAUAGAAAAAAAAAAUGGAUAUUUAUAUCUUCCAUUUUCGGUUUUUAAUUUACCGCGAGGAGCCAUUUUGAAUUUUAUGACGUCUUGGCUUGCAGCGUUUUGUGAUCGGCAGAUACUAGAUAACGGGAACCAACUGAGGGCUUGAAAACUGAAAAUGACUGUCACGGGGUGAAACGGGUGGGGAACCCAUUGUCUCGUCAAGGAGCGGAUUACUCCUGGCGUCAUUUAGGGUGUUCUGGAUGGAGCGUUCAGAAAUGUGCGUGAAGAAAAACCAAAACAAAACUGAGCAGAACAAAAGAACGAUGGAGCAAUGACAACGUCGUUUACUAUAGCUGUUAUUUAGCUGUAAAUAAGAGAUACAGUAAUUUCGAUUGCAGUAGAGACGUUGUUCGUAAACGCUUUCUUGCUCCAUCUUUAGUUCUUCUUCAAGGGCGUCUACGGCCAUAUUGGUCUCUUUUGGGGGUUUAAUUCAAGUUUUCUGAUCAGAAUCCCCGCCCCUUUCACAUCGGGGUCAACCCUUCCCUCUCCUCUCCGGGAUGACGUUACGAGUGACAACUGACAUUAUACAGAAUAUCUAUAGCUAUGUAUAACAAUAUAGCUUUAUUGCUUAUACAGUAUACGUCAAUUUGUUGCAAUAAGUCAACACUGGAGGUUUCCUUCGAAAGAAGAGCCCGUAUGUUGAAGUUAUUUUACGCCUUUCAGUUUUUUAAAAAAAGAUUGUACUGCUGAUACACUGAACGAAUAAGAUGUGAAAUAGAAAAAAAUGAAAGUAACAAACAGUGUAAAAAAAGAAAAAUCAUGUUAUCAGCCUCUAAGGUAUACUAACAAGUUUUAGGGAGUUAAACGUAAACAAAUAUAGUCUUAUUAAAGAAUAUUUGAUAGAAUAAAAUUUCAAGCGGAGAAAAGUCAUAUUGGCUACUAGCUUUUCGUCCUGGGUUUAGGGUGUUCGUUUUUGCUGUUUUUUUUUUUUAGCUAGUGUCUAAUCCUUUAACUCAGUCUCUUGAAUUAAAAAGAAAAUCAUGAGGGAUCAGUUGUUAUGUUACAACUAUACAACAACCCACAAAGCUAUUUUUAUUAACGUUCAUUAUUUAUAAUUAUAAACCUUCCUGUGUUUGGAGGCAGUUGUUAUUCGUUACUCCCUCCGAAAAUUAUUGGAUUGAUUGGCUUUUCGUAUGCAUUUUUCUCUCUUAAAAGGCCUACUCUGGGACCUUAAGUCGCCGUAAUUUUAGGCGACUUAAGGCGAUUUAAGGCGACUUUAGGAAAAUUUGGUCAAAAUGUUGCGCGACUUAAGGCGAUUUAAGGCGACUUUAGGCGACUUAAGGAGAAAAAGGUGACAUUUAGGUGAAUUACAUGUUAGUGAAUAUGUUGCAGUUAAUUUUUAAUUUCAGUUAAUUUUUGGUUUUCCUUUGUUUUAAAUUCAUUAGCAUACAUAACCAUACCCAGAAACGAUGGAAAAAUAAAAAUUAACUGAAAUAAAAAUGAACUACAACAUAUACAAAAUCAAAAUCUGAUAACACUACCUCUCUAGGGACACAAUGUUGUAGCAUAAGUUAAUUCAGUCUUGAAGACAUCUACAUUAGUCUUCCAAAUUUUCAACAAUCUCAGCUACCUAAUAUUUUGAACAUUAAAUAUCAAGGUAGCUUGUGUUGCAGGUGUAUUCUAACCGUGGUUAGUAACAUUUGAUCCUUGUUCUGGGCCCUGAUGCACUAAAUGAAUUACCAGCAUUUUGAGUUCCCCUUCAACAUGAUUGGCAAAUGGACAAUGGCACUUUUAACAGUCCAGUCCUGGCAUGUUCUCUAAUCCUGAUACACACACAGGGAGCCCAGAACUAGGAUUUUGCCACUGUUUUGCAGAUGUACUUAACCCAGAGUUUAGUCCCAUCUGUGGCACAGGCUAAUAUCAAGGGUGUUGAUUUAGUAUUACAUUAGCAGAGACAAAAUCUGAGUUAGAAGCAACCAAAAGAGUAAAUUUUCUCUUGGUCUUUAAAUGCAUUAUUUCAUAAUAUAAGGGACAAAAAGACACUGGUUCCUGCAUUUCUUUUUCCAAAAAAUAAAACCCUAAAAGUAGAGUAUUUCAAUACAUCUCUGUAAAAUACUGUGAGCUGGUUUGUAGCAAAAACUUUAUGUUGAAGUGUCUUUUUUCAUAAUUUGACAACAAACAUUUAAGCAAUUAAUUUAAAACAUCUAAAGUCACUUAUCGAUAUCGCACAUUAUGGAAAUGACGAUCCCCAUUGUAUGUCUUGGCAGUUGCUCUGCCAAUGUUUGUCCCCACACGUUUGGCUAAGAGGAUGUUUUUCCAAUUGAAUUCAAAACAAAAAGUUUGUAGUUCUCGCCGUAUAUAUAUUGCUCCGUUCCUGUCUCAGUCAAACAAAACACUUCCAAAUACUUGCUUCGCUAGUGAACCGUACUCUCUUAUCCAUGGUCUCUCUGGAAACUUUCCAGUCGGGUUGAUUUCAUGAGUGCAUUUAUGCACCAGCAGAAACAACUAAGCUUGGAAGCUUAGCUUCAACCGACCUCGCUCGGUCUGUUCCACGCGGCAGCGUUUACGCUCUCAGCAAAAAAGGAAGCAUUAUGCGUCAUGUUUAAACCGAUGGCAGUACCAAGUGUAAACGUUUCCAUUAUUAUGUCAGAAAUUUCCAUUUAAAAGGAGAUCUUUAAACGAAAACGCGAGGUACAACAUUCUAUCCGCCAUUUUGCUUCUCCCAGAAUUCCACUGCAGUCGCAAGCUAAUUUCCAUGGUUUCUCGGUCCCGCCCACUCCCCGCCUCCAGACCAGUUAGUCACGUGAUCAAAAAACACUACUUUCUGGGCGGCCAUAACGUGGAGGAAAGAACAGUAUUAUUUCGCUUUUCUACGUUCUUCAUCAAUAAUGGUCGAUUACAUCAAAUCGUUUGGCAGGGAGCAAUCACGACAACCUAAACAAAGAGCAGUAUUACGCACCUUCGAUGUACAAAGCUUGAAUUUCUGUCUGGAAGGGAAGACCUAAAGAGACGACUGUACAAGCUAAGCUAAGUGUUCAAGUUUGUAGGAGUGAUUGUGUUUCUGUCAAUGAUAGAUGGAUAUAAUUCGACGGUAAAUACAGAUCAGAGGUUGUGUGCUGGAGAAAAAACUUAUCAUUAGUUGCUCUUAAAAUCUGGGUCGGUAAAUUACAUGGACACUUUUUUCGAUUGACCUUUAGACUUUUAUUAACUACCAGAAAAUUUAGAUUAAUGUUGUGGCGGCAAUAAUUGUUUUUUUUUCUCCCUUCAACCUACCUGUAUUGAUCUUAGUUACUGGAAAUGUCUUUCAAUGUUGGACUCUCACAAAGCAGUAGAAAACAGUUUUAACUAUAAAAUUAUUUUGUUCAGGGUGCAAAGAAAGUCAGCUUUACAGCUUGCCUAGCAUACACUAGCCUGAAAGCCAUUUUGACUAACCCCAAUUUUUUUUAUGAAUGGGACUGAUUACAGUUCUUCUGUAAACUGAAUUCCCUAAAAAACUUUACUUGCCAGCCAGACAAGUUAAAAACGCAGUUCACUAGCCUAAUCAUAAAAUCCAGUACCCCAGGGCUAUUGCCUGGACACUACUUUGUCUACUCUCUUUGCACACUGUUUAAUGUAAUUUAGCUAGAACUUGAACCUUUGAAUGCCUUUCUAAACAAUAUUUUUACUCAGAAAUAUGGGACAAAACUCCCGGAUGAAAUUAAUAAAAUACCUGUACAAGUGACUGGAUAAAGUUGUGUACUAUAUGUUGUCAUUUUUGCAUAAACAAUACAGGAAUGAUUAUUCUUGUAUUGCUUAUGACUAAUUAUUACAUGUAGUAAAUUGUGUAAAGUAAUUAAAUGUAUAAAUUAGAGGGCUGGAGAAGAAAUUAAUGGGUCUUAAGUCACCGUGGGAGUUUUUUUGUGGGGGGUGGGGUGGGUCUGUGGCUAAUAUUAUUGAACACGGGUUAUUACACACUUUAUGAGAAAUCAUGCUUUCUGGAAAUAGAAAACUAAAAAAGUAAUAACUACAAGACAAUUUGAACCUCGUUAAGAUUUGAAUGAUUUAGUGACUUAAGGAAACUAAAGGCGACUUUAGGUGACUUAAGGCGAUUUUAGGCGACUUAAGGCGAUUUUAGGCGACUUAAGGCGAUUUUAGGCGACUUUGGGCGACUUUAGGUCCCAGAGUAGGCCUCUUAAAAGAUAAUCUGCAUGGUUACCUGUGCGGACUGGGUUCUAGGUCGAGUCUAACCCCAAAGUCUAGCUAUCCCUAGUUGACUGCGUGUUCUGUGAAGAAAAAGAUUUGAAGUUGUUGUGUUGUCCAGUCUUCCUCGUGGAAAUUAAAAGAGUUUCGAUGGCUACUUUUGAUGACAACUGGCAGACAAAACGUCCCACUAUCAGCGGGAGAACAAAAUUCAUUUUCAAUAAUGAAUUGCUAAGCGAUGUCAAGUUCGUAGCUCCUGCGUCGAAUAGCGAAAGUGAAAGCCGGAAGAGUCAGAAUAGCAUUCCAGCCCAUAAGUUUGUGCUCGCAAUCAGCAGUCCUGUGUUCUAUGCCAUGUUUUAUGGUGAAAUGGCGGAGACUGCAAGCACUAUUGAACUGCCUGAUUGUGAUUAUGAGAGUCUGUUGGAGCUGUUUCGUUACUUGUACAGUGAUGAAGUGAACCUAUCCGGAAAUAAUGUCAUGCAAGUUCUCUACUUGGCAAAGAAAUACCUUGUACCCUCACUCGCUGAUAAAUGCACUGAAUAUCUUCGGAAACAUUUAGAAGCCUCCAAUGUGUUCUCCAUUUUGCCGCAAGCUCAGAAAUUUGAGGAUAAAGAUUUGGAAAAACGAUGCUGGUACGUAAUUGAAUGGCACACUGAGGAAGCUGUGACGUCGGAUGAUUUUGUGACGCUUGAGCGAUCAAUUGUCGAGUCUGUCGUGAAGAGAGAAAGAUUGAAUGUAAAAGAAGUGAAUCUGUUCAAAGCUGUUGAUCGCUGGGCCACUAAAGAAGUGGAAAGGCAAGGGUUGACUCCUGAUGGCGAGGUCAAGAGAAGGGUUCUUGGAGAGGAAAUUGUGAAUGCAAUACGGUUUCCACUGAUGUCGUACAACGAGUUUGCUUCAGUUGUCUUGGAUUGUGAUAUCCUGACUAAAAGAGAGCUUGGUGCCAUGAUAAAACACUAUGGCGAUGCCAGUUUAAAGUGUCCUUUGCCUUUCAUCCAUUCCGUCAGAUCUGACUCGAUUGUACAUCGGUGUUACAGAUUUGCAUGGUUACAGUCUGGCUCUUGGCACUACGUUGGUAACGCUGAUGCUCUUGGAAUAACUGUCAGCAAACCCAUCACGUUACAUGGAGUACAGCAUUUUGGCAGUGAAGGUGGUAAUUAUACAGUGUCAUUAGAAUUAAAAGAUGCACGAAGUGGCCUCUAUCUAGCAAAACAAACAGGAACACACUCUUCCGUGAAAAAUGACAUACACAGCUAUUACGGAUUUGAUGUCAUGUUCAAUCACCCAGUUCACCUUGAGCAAGAUAAACGAUAUGAGGUUGUAUCCCUUAUCGAGGGCCCAUCAUCGUGGCGUGUUAGCGGUGGAAAAAAUCCUGUUGCGGUUCAAGGAGUGCAGUUUUCUUUCAGUAACUCAGCUGCUUCCACUAGUGGAACUUGUGUGGAUCAUGGCCAGUUUCCUGCAUUUCUUUUCAGCUUACGGUAGAGUUAAAUUCUUAAAUGAGACUGUUAAUUUCCUGCAGUGGUACAGGAAAUUCAGGGAUGUCUUUUAUCAGUACCUGGAUAAAUCCCAGGCUUCUAUUGGCAAUAAUACGAAAACUUGUGAUAAGCCUGGGGGAAUGUUAGGUCCAGUUCAGACGUCGUGCUUCUGCCAUGCCGAACUUAAUUGUCAUUCGGUUCGACUGUAGCACGGCAGCAGAAAAACUUUGAUUCAGACGUCAUGCCAGAGUCGAACCAAAUUCAGGAUUUACUGAUGCCUCGUAACAAUUCUCCUCCUAACUCCCCGUGGGAACGCAAUCUCGCCAAAAUGCAUUAAUAUAAUCUAUGAAUUUUGCUUAGCGCGGUAGAAGCACGACGUUUGAAUCGCUGCCGUGCCAGAGCCGUGUAGCACGGAAGCGCUUGUUGAACUGAAUUGCUUGCCGAACUUAAUUCAAAAGUUUGAUUCAGACGCCGUGCUUCUGCCGUGCUUUUGUCGAACUUAAUUCCUGAAUUUAGUUCGGCACGGCAGAAGCACGACGUCUGAACUGGGCCUUAGUAACUCAGCGGACAACAUGAAUGAAACAAAAAUUGGACCUCGGUUGGCGCAACUGUAUCCUUAAGAUUUUGUGUUUUAAGUUUAUUAGUCAUCUCUUAAUUUUGUCCUAAAACCCUGGAGUGUUGUUAAGUUUGAGUUUUAAGGGAAGUUAGUUAUACUAUAUCAAUUUCAGCUUUCAGUUUGAAUGUCUCAUGUUUACAGAAGGGUGGACCUGUAUGCCAAAGUAAUCAGUUUUUUCUCUAUACACAUAGGGAAAAAUAUCAUUUGAAAUAUCAUGAUGAUGUUUAUACAGACACCUUUCGUGUGUUAUUUUUUCACCUGUAGAAAGCUGGUGAUUAACAAUAACAUGAAUGCAAGAACCUUUUAGACUUCUAGGCGAUUUCCACACUAAUGCGUUUUUAAAAGUAUGCGAUUUCGUUCUCAUCGCAAACGCAUCGAUUGAUUCGCAUCCACACUACCGUUUUGAUGCGCUUUUGACUGUCCACACGGUUGACUGAACGAUAGAAUUGCACGCUGUGACGUAAGUUGAACUCUAUGCGCAUGCAAAAAACACACGCGCCUGCGAUGUUUUUGAUGCGUUUUUGACCGUUUCGCGGGAAAAUCAAAACUUGGCGUAUUAGUGUAGUCUCUCCUAUGUGUUGCAAAAGUUCCUGUCAACUUCAGUUCAUAUCAGAGUAACAACUUUAGCCAGUUGUAGCUGACAAGCAAGUUGAAGCAAUUUCAUACAACCCGCGUUAAUCUCGAGUACACUGUUUUAACGUAUAUAACAGAGGCAUUCCUUUCCUACUGCAUGACAGAUAGGAAAACAACAGUUCAUAGAUCAGAACACCUUAGAUUUGAUAAAUUUGUCAGUGUUAUUCCAAUGUUAGUAUUUAUAUUUGAACUCUAAUAACUCUUCCACUACUUUUCCAGUUUGUAAAAAGGAAUGAAAAAGUAAUGCUCCCCCCUGUAUUUAUUAAAUUUUACAUCAACCCCCCCUCCCUCUUGUUGUCAUUUUCUCCUAUGCCCCCUCUAAUUUUCCAACCCCCCCUCUAGGUAAUUAUUGAUUAUUGUACAGUCCCUUAAUUAGCAAUAUUUGAAAACCAAUGUGAUAGGUUCGUUCAGACUGUUCGUGAUACUGUAGAGUGUAUACCUUACAGUGUGUCAUUUGAGUAUGGCAAUGAACCAGUUGUCCAAAAACCAGCGACAGUCUGAAGUAUUUACCAGGGUAAAUUUAAUUUUGUUCCCCCAGUAUUUUGAUACAUUUAAACACUCAUUGUUUCAGCUCUCAUAGCCUUGUUAUUUGUUACAAAGCUCUUAAGUCUUGGCAGAGAGGAAAUAUUUCGCGUGGACUCAUUUUAUUGAGCGUUUUUCUAUUCUGAUUCUCUCUGUUACAUCAAAGUUCAAAGUUAAAUUCCAAUUCUUUUCUUUCGAGUUGGAAUAAAAGACUUACGAGUAGAAAAAAACUGGAUAUUGAUAUCUUCCAUUUUCGGUAAAUAAGUUUUUAUUUCCUGCGAGGAGUCAUUUUGAAUAUUAUGACGUCAUUGGCUUGCAGCGUUUUGUGAACGGCAGAUAGAUAGCUGUAACCAACUGAGGGCUUGAAAACUGAAAAUGAGUGGGGUGGUGGAUUCCCAUAUGAAACGGGUGGGGAGCUCAUUGUCUCGUCAAAGACAGAUUACUCCUGGCGUCAUUUAUGGUGUUCACGAUCGAACGUUCAGAAAUGUGCGUGAAGAAAUAACAAAACUGAGAAGAAAAGAAGAACGAUGGAGCCAUGACAACGUCGUUUACUAUAGCUCUUAUUUGGAUGUAAAAUGGACAGCCUAAUAAUUUCGAUUGCAGUAACACGUUGUUCGUAAAUGCUUUCUUGCUCCAUUUUAAGUUUUUCUCGAAAGGGUGGCUAUGGCCAUAUUGGUCUGUUUUAGGGAUUUAAUUCAAGUUUUCUGAUCAGAAUCCCUGACCGUUUCACAUCGGAGUCAACCCAUCCCUCUCCUCUCCGGGAUGACGGUACGUGUACCAACAUUAAACACAAUAGCUAUAGCUAUGUAUAGCACUAUAGCUUUAAUGCUUAUACAGUAUACGUCAAUUUGUUGCAAUAAGUCAACGCUAGAGGUUUUCUUCGAAAGAAAAGCGCGUAUCUUGAAGUAAUUUUACGCUUUUCAGUUUUUUUUAAAAAUCUGUACUGCUGAUACGCUAAACCGAUAGGAUGUGAAAUAGAGAAAAACGAAAGUAACAAACAGUGUAAAAAAAGAAAAAUCAUGUGAUCAGCCUCUAAGGUAUACUAACAAGUUUUAGGGAGUUAAACGUAAACAAAUAUAGUCUUAUUAAAGAAUAUUUGAUAGAAUAAAAUUUCAAGCGUAGAAAAGUCAAAUUGGCUACUAGUUUUACGUCCUGCGGUUCGGGUGUUCCUUUUUGCUCUUUCGUUUCUAACUAGUGACUAAAAUCCUUUAACUCAGUCUCUUAAAUUAAAAAGAAAAUCAUAAGGAAUCAGUUUUUAUGUUACAAUUAUACAACAACCCACAAAGCUAUUUUUAUUAAAGUUCAUUAUAAGCAGCUUGACAAGAAACUCAAAGGCCUCCUUGUUUGGAGGCAGUUGUUAUUCGUUACUCCCUCCGAAAAUUAUUGGAGUGAUUGGCUCGUCUUCUCAUGCGUUUUUCUUUCUUAGAAGAUAGUCUGCAUGGUUACUUUUUGUUCAAUGUUUGAUCUUGGUGGUCUGUGGUAUGUUCAAACCUGCGAGGACUGGGUUCUAGGUUGAGUCUAGCCCCAAAGUCUCGUGGUCGACUCCGUGUUCCGUGAAGGAAAAAUUUUGAAGUUGUUGUGUUGUCUGAUCUUCCUCGUGGAAAUUAAAAGAGUUUCGAUGGCUACUUGUGAUGACAACUGGCAGACAAAACGUCCCACUAUCAGGGAGAGAACCAAAUUCAUUUUCAAUAAUGAAUUACUAAGCGAUGUCAAGUUCGUAGCUCCUGCGUCGAAUAGCGAAAAUGAAAGCCGAAAGAGUCAGAAGAGCAUUCCAGCCCAUAAGUUUGUGCUCGCAAUCACCAGUCCUGUGUUCUAUGCCAUGUUUUAUGGUGAAAUGGCAGAGACUGCAAGCACUAUUGAACUGCCUGACUGUGAUUAUGAGAGUCUGUUGGAGCUGUUUCGUUACUUUUACAGUGAUGAAGUGAACCUAACCGGAAGUAAUGUCAUGCAGGUUCUCUACUUGGCAAGGAAAUACCUGGUGCCCUCACUCGCUGAUAAAUGCACUGGAUAUCUUCGGAAACAUCUAGAAGCGUCCAAUGCGUUCUCCAUUUUGCCGCAAGCUCAGAAAUUUGAGGAUAAAGAUUUGGAAAAACGAUGCUGGAACGUAAUUGAAUUGCACACGGAGGAAGCUGUGACGUCGGAUGAUUUUGUGACACUUGAGCGAUCAAUUGUCGAGUCUGUCGUGAAGAGAGAAAGAUUGAAUGUAAAAGAAGUGGAUCUGUUCAAAGCUGUUGAUCGCUGGGCCACUAAAGAAGUGGAAAGGCAAGGGUUAACUCCUGAUGGCGAAGUCAAAAGAAGGGUUCUUGGAGAGGAAAUUGUGAAUGCAAUACGGUUUCCAGUGAUGUCGUACAACGAGUUUGCUUCUGUUGUCUGGGACAGUGAUAUCCUGACUAAAAGAGAGCUUGGUGUCAUGAUAAAACACUAUGGCGAUGCCAGUUUAAAGUGUCCUUUGCCUUUCAUCCAUUCACUCAGAUCUGGCUCCUUUCAUUGGUGUUGCAGAUGUACAUCGUCACAAUUUUCUCGUUGGGGCUACGGUGGGAGCGCUGAUGCCCUUAAAGUAACUGUCAGCAAACCCAUCACUUUACAUGGAGUACAGCAUUUUGGCAGUGAAGGUGGUAAUUACGCAGUGUCACUAGAAGUAAAAGGUGCAGUAAGUGGCCUCUCUCUGGCAAAACAAACAGGAACACACUCUUCCGAGAAAAAUGACAUACACAGCUAUUACGGAUUUGAUGUCACGUUUAAUCACCCGGUUCACCUUGAGCAAAAUAAACCAUAUGAGGUUGUGUCCUUUAUUCAGGGUCCAUCAUCGUGGUGUCUGGAAGGUGGAAAAAAUCGUGUUGAGGUUCAAGGAGUGCGGUUUUCUUUCAGUAACUCAGCUGCUUCCACUAAUGGAACUAGUGUGGCUGCUGGCCAGUUUCCUGCAUUUCUUUUCAGCUUAUGGUAG
Porites lobata is the source of this 18294-nucleotide messenger RNA. NCBI's taxonomy places the organism in Eukaryota, Metazoa, Cnidaria, Anthozoa, Scleractinia, Poritidae. The record is from the annotation of a GenBank genome assembly.